Anisakis simplex (herring worm) is the source of this 447-nucleotide messenger RNA. The record is from the annotation of a GenBank genome assembly. Lineage: Eukaryota; Metazoa; Nematoda; Chromadorea; Rhabditida; Anisakidae.
AUGCUGAAUUUCACGGUGGGCAAAGGACGUGCGGCAAGCGAUGGUCGAGUGUACGAUGUGAAGAAUCUGAAGGACAGCGUGACCGUGCAAGCGUGUUUGGCCGUUUUUGAUGUGCUGUUUUUGAAUGGUGAAUCGUUGAUGAACACAACGUUGGAGAGACGAAAACAACUGCUACGAGAUGGCUCUGUGUUUUGUGGUGAAGACAGAGCAGUCAUAUUCAAUGCUGACUUCCAUGUAGUCAACAGUAGGGAUCAGUUCGUGGAAUUGUACCAAAAUGCGAUGCGCGAUGGUGAAGAGGGCAUUGUGGUGAAGAAAAUUGAUUCGUUUUACAAAAUUGGCGUCCGCUAUAUGGUUAAUGGAUGGUUCAAGGUGAAACCGUUUCAUUUGGGCGAAGAAACGUUAGAUUUAGCAAUUGUUGGUGUGGAUCUCGGAAGGAACGGUUAUAUC